AUGACGGGAAUGGUUUGUUUUUUAACUUCUUGUCCUGAUUUUGUUCUUGGGGCUGAGGGAGCGGGGAGCGGCCGAGGGGACCGGCGGGGCUGGGGGAGCGGGGAGCCGCUGCGGGCCCGGCGGGCUCUGGCGGUGCUGCGGGUGCGGCUGUGCCGAGGGCGAGGCGGGGCCGGGGCCGGCGGGCAGCGCUGGCUGAAGCCGGGCGGGCCGACGGGGCCGGGCGUUGCCCGGCGGGCGGUGGAGCGAGAGCGGCCGGUGCGUCCGUUGUCGGGGAGCGCCAGGGAGGGCCAGCGGCUGCCCGGCGCUGUGAACCCCAGCCACUUCCCGGCCAAGCUGCAGCUGGUGAACAGCCCGCGCUGCGGCUCCGUGCGCUGGGAUGCCCGUGGCGAGGGGCUGCUCAUCGACCAGCGGCUCUUCGAGCGAGAGCUGCUGGGCGCGGAGGCGGCCGGCGACGGGGGGCGCUGGCCGCCGAGUCUCUUUAAGACCAAGAACUUCGGCAGCUUCAUCCGGACAACCUGUACGGGUUCCUGCAAGCUGGGGCCGGGACCCGGGCUCGGGCACCUGCAGGACCCGGCGGGGGGCGAUUGCGGCAGCGCCCCCGGGGCCCUGCUCCACUUCCACAGCCCCCAUUUCCGCCGCGACCGCCCCGACCUCCUCGUGCACCUCAAGCGGCGGACGAGCGCCAACAAGGCGAAGCUGGCGGCCGGGCUGGAGCUGCCCAGCCGCCCGGCCCAGCUCUCCCAGUGCCCGCCCUCGACGCUCGGCGAGGCUGCCAGACCCGGACUGGUGACUGCAAGGCAGAUUCCUCAACCUUGUCGUCCAGACAGCUGCUUUCCCAGCUGCAACAGAGCGGCCUCAUGCCAGGACCCCCAUGUUUUUCCAGCCAACAACUUCAGCAGCCUCCGGCCCCCGUCCAGACCAUGGCAGGGUUCUGUUGGGUCGCUGCCAGGGCACUGGGUUUCCCCAGCUUUCCCAGGCCAGGCUCCCUUUCCAGUCAUCCGCAAGUGCUGCACGGAGGUCACAUACACUCUGCAGACGGUGUGCUCCCUUCUGCCGCUUCAGCGAUGGGCUCCAGCUGGUGCUGCCCUUCCAGAACCCGGCAGCUGCGCAUCUCCAGGGCAGUGCUUGCAAGGCCUGGAUCCAACACUCACCCUGCAGUGUUCACCCCCUGCCCAGGGAGCACCUCAGAUUGUCAGCGCCAGUGCUGCGGCUGCGGCGUCCACCGACUGCGUCUUUGUGCAGAGUCCUGAAUUGCAGCCACCUUCUGCAGCUGAAUGCCUGCCCUCUGGCGGGGUACAUCAUGCAUCCGAACAUGAGGAGGUGCUGCCAGAAUUAAGUUAUGAAGAUGUGUUUCAGUUUUUCAAUGAGAUUUAUGCAUCAGACAGCGCUGAUGUAGUGACACCGGAGGCUGCAGAAAGCUGGGGUGGAGAGCUGCUUGAAAGCUACAUCAAUGCGGCCAGAGAAAGCACUGCUGCUGCUGAAACAGCACAAGACUAUGUGACCACCCAGGGAGCCCCUGAAGAACAUGGAGAGCAGCUGGAUCACAACCCAGCUCAAAGAUCUGAAAUGUUUGUUCUGGAAGGACUCUUUAGUGCAGAACAAGAGAAUGGGAGUGUUAAAUGCGGAUGGGUGACAGCAGAGAGAGAACUGACUUCAGGAGCCGAGGCAGAGAUGAAAGCUGCAGAAGAGGCAGGGUCCCCUGGAAAGCGUCCGUGCAGGAAGAGAAGACGCAGCGCAGAGCAGGCACUGCCAUCCCCUCUGGACUUUGGAAUCCACGUUGUGGGAAAUAUUAAUAGUUGUACCUCUUGCCUUUUCUCCUCGAAGGACCAACCUAUGGGGGAGACGUCCCCCCACAUCUUCUACCUCCGCACCAGGCUAUUUACGGAACGACUUACGGAUGAUGGGAUCGAUGAAGACAGUGGAGAAGAUGCAGGCGAAGAUGCCAAUACAGUGCAGCGGCCUGGAUUCGUGGCUUCUGCUUGGUCCUUUAUCACAACCUUCUUCACGUCACUCGUCCCUGAAGGGUCUCCACAGGUUGGCAAUUAA
Messenger RNA from Neopsephotus bourkii (Bourke's parrot), 2046 nucleotides. Its product is annotated as heat shock factor protein 5-like. Gene Ontology annotation, biological process: regulation of DNA-templated transcription. NCBI's taxonomy places the organism in Eukaryota, Metazoa, Chordata, Aves, Psittaciformes, Psittacidae. The record is from RefSeq and is a predicted model, not a curated record. Gene Ontology annotation, molecular function: sequence-specific DNA binding; DNA-binding transcription factor activity.